AUGCAAAACGAAAACAACGUGGUUGUUAUGUUCAUUGGUGACACAGGUGCCGGAAAGAGCUCGGUCGGAAACCUCUACUUAAAGGAUAAGGCAUUCGAAGCAAGUCAGAAAGCCGAAGCAUGCACUCUAGUUCCAAAACAUCAGUCAAGAAUCGUGAACGGUACCGAGAGAAUUGUCAUUGAUACAGAAGGCUUUGAUGAUGGAGACCAUAUUACCGAAGACCAAAUCGAAAAACUUGCCCAUUAUCUUAAAACAUUCCCCAUAGGAAUCAAUGCAAUUGGAGUUGUUAUUCAGUAUUCACGAAUGAGAUUGACAAGAGGUGUUAAAGAUGUGAUUAAGUUCAUAUAUGAUGCAUUUGGAGAUGUAAUCUUGUCACAUCUCUGCAUCAUAUGGACGUUCUCCAAGUACAGACCUGAAGAUUGGAAGGUCAGGAAUGAAGAUUACAAACCCAAAAUAACCAAUUACUUGUGCGAAAUAUCAGGUAAGAAAGAGAUUCCGAACAUUCCUUUCUACUAUGUAAACUGCGAUAAACCUGAUAAAGAUUUUGUGGUUGAGAACAUGACUCAAUUCCAUGGAUGGGCUGUCAGUCGUCAGAAAUUCAGUUCGUCAGAGAUUAAAGAAGCCACUUUAGGUUACACAACAGAAGAAGAGAAGGAAGAGAAAGUCAAGGUAGAGACAUUCACAGAUGGCAAUGUUACAUAUCAAAAAUAUGUUGACAGAGUCAGACAUAAAAUCAUUCCGAACGGAAACAAGAAUGAUAUUCACUACUCCGAUUGGGAAAUUACAAAGGAAUAUCAAGAAAAGUUGGAGGAAGUAAAAGAAGAAUUCCAAUACAAUGUCUUAUCUGGCUACACAUAUGAAGAUGGCAAUAAAUACGAGAUUAGACAAGAUCUCGUAAGGGAAGUUCGCAUCUUCUAUCAGACUGGUAAGCAGAAAGAAGGUCAUUGGGCAGUUCUCAAAGAAAACAAAGUCUGUGUGGGUAAAACCACAACGCAUGAAGAAGUUAUUGAAAAAUCAUGGGUAGAAAUAGUUGAUGGCGGUUAUAAUCAGAUAAUAGCUUCAUUCAAACAAUUGGUGAAGACGAACCCUGACGGAGAAACAAGUUUUGGAGACCCCAAAGAAAUUCCUGGCUCAAGAAGAAUCAAUUUCGUUAAAAAUACCCCAACAGUAAUCGUUAAAAAGAAACGUGGUCUCUUGCGCAAGGUUCUUGGAGCAAUUUUCUAA
Molecule: messenger RNA, 1224 nt
Organism: Trichomonas vaginalis G3
Lineage: Eukaryota; Parabasalia; Trichomonadida; Trichomonadidae
Product: GTPase, IMAP family member-related family
Exons: 1
Coding region: 1-1224 (407 amino acids)
Molecular function (GO): GTP binding
Source: RefSeq, a predicted model, not a curated record